Molecule: messenger RNA, 936 nt
Organism: Hyphopichia burtonii NRRL Y-1933
Lineage: Eukaryota; Fungi; Ascomycota; Pichiomycetes; Serinales; Debaryomycetaceae
Exons: 1
Coding region: 1-936 (311 amino acids)
Source: RefSeq, a predicted model, not a curated record
AUGGAUUACUUAAAAGAUGAUGAGAGUGAUUUUUAUAACUCUUUCUAUAAUCAACUACCAACAAGCUCUUUCAAUUCACUUAUUGGUGAAUAUAAUUAUCAAUUAAUUGAUGACUUUUCUUUAAUUGACGAUUUUAUUUUCAAUGGAGUACCAGAUACUUCUAAAUUAAGUAUCAAAUUGGGAUUGAAUAAAACAAAUUCUAGAAUCCCAGCUGAUAAUGCUUUGCCAUUUCCAUCAAACUUUGUGGAUUUACCAGGGUUAGGGAUCUUAUUCCCAUGUAUGGAAGAACAAUAUGAAAUGAAAGAAAUAUCACCAUGUAAUUCACCAAAUCUACUCCCUGCCGAGAUCAAAGAAAACAAUUACACUCCAGUAAGUAUUUUAACACCUCAAACAACCCCACAACCACCCGUGGUGAAAGGCUCAAGAUAUAAGUUCCCCAAACCAUAUAUAACCGAAGGUAAAAAAACAACUAAUAUAUCAAUGUUAUCAAAUUUCAAGAACGUUCCUAAAUACAUAAAUAAGAUAAUUGGUUGUAAUCACUGUGACAACCAAUUCAAUCAAAUGAAAGAAUAUGCUCUACAUUUAGAUGAUUUUUCACUAGACCCAAAUAAUUUUUGUCCUGAUGCAAAAUGUGUGUUCAAUAAAAUUGGUUUUUUGAAGAAAAUGGACUUGAGAGUUCAUAUUUUGAAUACCCAUUUAUCGCAUAUAAACUGCCGUAAAAACAUUGAAGAUAAGAAAACUGAAAUAAAUAAAAUAAGUCCAAAGUUAUAUAAAAGUUUCCUACUGGUUUUAUACGUUUGCAAUGACGAAAAUUGUGCUAGAAUUUUUUAUAGAAAAGAUGCAUUAACAAGGCAUUGUAAGAAGUUACAUUGUGAUCCUACACCUUCUCAAUGCAACAAGAGAAGAAAGAAAAACGACUCAAAUGAUGUUUUUUAG